CACUUGAGUUCUCUCCCUUUGGCAUUGGAGAUUGGAACCUCAACAAAGACCAAUGGCUCUGAAUCUGUGUAUAUCCCCUCAGUGUAAAUGGGUUGCCUCUCCCUCCUUAGAUAGUGCUUCUUCUUUGAUGCCAUCACGAGGGUCUGCUUUUGUCUCAAAGAGUGGCAACAUAAACAUUGCUAGUGUGAGUUUGAGUAGUACUACUAGAAGUUUGAGUUUUAGGAGGAGUGGAAGUUUUAGUGUAAGAUCCAGCUUGGAGACUGCGGGGCCCACAGUCACAGUGGGACAGGUCACUGAGGUAAACAAGGACACCUUCUGGCCGAUCGUUAAGGCUGCCGGGGAAAAAACCGUUGUCCUAGACAUGUACACUCAAUGGUGUGGCCCUUGCAAAGUGAUGGCUCCUAAGUUUCAAGAAUUGUCUGAGAAGUAUUUGGAUGUUGUGUUUCUAAAGCUUGAUUGCAACCAAGACAACAAGCCCUUGGCAAAAGAGUUGGGAAUUAAAGUGGUUCCCACUUUUAAAAUUCUGAAGGACAACAAGGUUGUGAAAGAAGUUACUGGAGCUAAAUACGAUGAUUUGGUGGUUGCCAUAGACAAUGUUCGAUCUAGCUAAGAAUAUAUAUAAUUAUUGGCUUUGUGUAAAAAUAAUAUGCUUGACACCCUUUGUAAGUAUUUUAUGCAAUGUAAUCUGAUGAUGUUUGGAAGAUGAAGAUAUUUCAUCGUGUGAUUGGUUAACUCCUAAGCUCAAGGAAGAGUCCUUAAUUAUUUUUUGA
This is a messenger RNA of Cajanus cajan (pigeon pea), 770 nucleotides long. RefSeq names its product thioredoxin F-type, chloroplastic. The record is from RefSeq and is a predicted model, not a curated record. Lineage: Eukaryota; Viridiplantae; Streptophyta; Magnoliopsida; Fabales; Fabaceae.